Molecule: messenger RNA, 474 nt
Organism: Gavia stellata (red-throated loon)
Lineage: Eukaryota; Metazoa; Chordata; Aves; Gaviiformes; Gaviidae
Product: 14 kDa phosphohistidine phosphatase
Exons: 3
Coding region: 24-371 (115 amino acids)
Biological process (GO): peptidyl-histidine dephosphorylation
Cellular component (GO): cytosol
Molecular function (GO): protein histidine phosphatase activity
Source: RefSeq, a predicted model, not a curated record
CCUCACAGGCGGGCGGCACCGCCAUGGCGGCGGUGCGGGACGUGGAGAUCGACCCCGAGGGCACGUUCAAGUACAUCCUGGUGCGCCUGCAGCGCCCCGGCGGCGAGGAGCAGCGGGACAUCGUCCGCGGCACCAAGGCGGCCGAGUUCCACAAUCACAUAUUUGAAAAAGUAAAUCCUGAAAUGGAAAAGCUGGGAUAUGAGUGCAAGUGCCUUGGAGGAGGGAAAAUCGAUCAUAAUAGCAAAGACAAGAAAAUUAGGGUAUUUGGGCUCUCUACAGGCUACGGAAAAGCAGAUCAUUCGGUGACUGUAGAGAUACUGAAAAAAGUGUAUACGGAUUAUGAAAUUACAUGGUCAGAUGACAAGAAAUAAAUCGGCUACUUGAGAACACAACAAGCAGUUCAAAACUGGUAACUCUGUGAGCUGUACUUUGAUAAAUAAAAUUCAAUGUGUCUUCUAUGUAUGUUACCAUGAA